This is a messenger RNA of Rhopalosiphum padi (bird cherry-oat aphid), 3866 nucleotides long. Its product is annotated as AF4/FMR2 family member lilli-like. The coding region runs from base 624 to 2456 and encodes 610 amino acids. The record is from RefSeq and is a predicted model, not a curated record. Gene Ontology annotation, cellular component: nucleus. Gene Ontology annotation, molecular function: transcription cis-regulatory region binding. NCBI's taxonomy places the organism in Eukaryota, Metazoa, Arthropoda, Insecta, Hemiptera, Aphididae. Gene Ontology annotation, biological process: regulation of transcription by RNA polymerase II. The transcript is spliced from 3 exons.
ACACGCACUCAGACGACAGUCAGUGCGCACACCGAUACGUAUCGCGUCCGGCUGGUUCGAAUACGCGCGCGCACGCACGCACUGCCCAUAUAUCGUUAUUGUGUGAUAUAAUAUUAUAAUAAAUCGUAAUUAGAAUAUUUUGUCCCUCUCACAGGGCUUGUCGACCUAGAGAAUUUUUCGCGUUCAGUGUCUCGUUUAUUUAGUCUUUUUGGUCACGUGCCCACGCGGGUUAGAGAUUCGAAUUUCAAACGUGCCCGUCGCAGUAUAUAGUUUUCCAAAUGUCACUUGCGUACAGAUAACUUAACACGAUAAUAUUUUAAAUUUACCCGUUGUCGAAAAGUUCAACCGGUUCUUAUCGAUUUUCCACCCCUCAGAUGAGUCGGCGGUCGGUCGGCUGUGCGAAAUAAUAUUAUCGACUGUCUGUAGCUAUCGUUAAUUACCUACGACCAUCCGUGUUGCCGUUGUUUCCAUUACCCGUUCGGUGCAUUUACCUGUCGACGUUUUGGAUAAUACCACAACUGCACUCGGUGCGCGGGACGAGCUAUAAACCCCGUCGAAGAAACGCAUCCGUGGUUAUAUGGAGGAAUUGCAGAGACGACUCCCGGUCGGUUAGGUUAGGAGGCAUGACCGGAUCGUUGCGUCUGAGCGCUCUGCUGUUGCUGUUGCUGUCCCGCUGGGCGUCCGCGGACCUCGAGAAGGGCGAGGACGAGUUCGUCCGCAGCUGGGUCAUCAUCGAGGAACAGCUGGUGCCGCCGUCUAGGGACGAACUGCUGGCCACCGGCGGCGUGGGCACCACUGGCGGUGGCGUCAGUGGUGGUGGCGUGGCUGGUCGGCGGAUCACGCCUAAGUCGGUGUUCGUCGCGCCGUCGUUCAACAAGUGUUCGGACGGUUAUCGGCCCGACAGCAUGGGACGAUGCGUCAAGGUGGUCAAGAUCAACCAGGCGGCCCAGUGGGACUUUUUGAUCAAGCAGCUGAAUUCUAUGUACGGCGCCGGCGCAAACGGCGGAGGAUUCCCGAUGUUGCCGGGCGCCUCUGCAUAUCAGCCGGCCACAACCACGACUACAGAACCGCCAUCUCAGAAGACCGACAGCCCUGGACCGUUUCAAUUGAACAUACCGUUGGGUGGCGUCGGUGUCAGUGACGUGGACAACCAAACGAUGGACCCUGUCGAUGAACUUACUACCGGCACUACCAUUACGGCGGCCGUGCCCACCACAACCAAUCCAACUACUACUACUACUACUACUACUACUACUUCUACUACCGUCGCCUCCACGACCGUCGAGGAUGACAACGACGUCGCCACCACCGACCAUCUCGUCACGACCACGGUUGACGGCGACCCCGACGACCGCACUGCCGCGACUGUUACUGCGACCGCUGUAACGACAGAUACGGUGGAUACCGCCAGACCGCGACCUUACCGUAACCGUUACCAGACGACGCAUGCUGAGGACGCCAUCACUGUCACUCCGCAUUCUUACGACUCGACUACCACUGUGACGUACGCUAAAACAAAGUACGCAGAUAGCAGUACAACGACCAUCGCCGGGACGGAAGACCCACCUCAACAAACCUUCAAGACGACUGCCAGUGCGUCGCUCUCAUCUUCGUAUUCGUCACCCGUAGUUACCACUACAGCGGUUGACGUGACGGAGACUGACAAUCCGGUGACGGCCGUGACUCCGCCUGAAACCGAAGAAGAGGACGUAGUAACCGUACUAGCUGUGGCUGCCGCCGCAGUUGACGGUGACAGCGGUAGUAGUAGACCGGUUAGUACCACGCGGUUGCCGUACACAACGGGUGGAAGGACUCAAUCAUCGGUCACAGACACAGUUACGCCCGAAUACUACGAUGAUCAACCGGAAGACCCAACGUCCUCGCCGGAACCGGAUUGUUCGGCUCCGAAUGCUUAUCGGUAUUACGCGGCAUGCGCGGGUUUCCGGCAGCAGCAGCAGUUUGAACAGCUCCAACAGCAGCAGCAGCUGCUCCAGCAACACCAGCAGCAGCAACAGCUGUAUCAGCAACAGCAGCAGCAGUUCUAUCAACAGCAACAGCACAAUCACAUGGCCACCGAGUUGGUCAAGCGCCCGUCCGUCGGCGGGGGCGUACAAGUGCGGUUCCCAGGAGACGAAGACCCAGUGUCGGCGACGGUGGCUGACAGCGCGAACCUGAUCAGGUUCCCCGGACCAGCCCCAUAUAGGACCACCAACAAGAUGUACGAGAGCAGCAGGCAUCCCACGUGGUGGCCGACGGGAUGGCCGGAUCAACAGCAACAACAACAACAGCAGUACCCCGACGACUCGGUGCAGCAGCAGCACCGGCUACAGCAUCACCUGCCCCAGCAGAAACAGGACGUCCGGCUCUGGGAAUUUGGGUCCAGACUUCCGAAAACUACGUCGACCACGACGAUUGUCCCAGCACCCCCAACACAGUGGUACCACAGGUUUUUCUGAACGCGGCUGCGCCUUUCCGACCAUCAUAAAUUCAUAAUACUUACUCGUAUUAUUAUAUUUUCAUUUUACGCUAAAUAUUUUAUAAUUAUUCACACCCCACGCCGUUCAAUUGAUAUAUUAUUUUUAUCCUUUUAAAAAAGUUUUUACUCAGUAUUUUGGCACUAGUUUAUUCAUUAGUUAGUACUUAUUAUUAUUAUUAUUAUUAUUAUUAUUAUUAGUAUUGUAUUUUUGUUGCCAUAUUAACGUCCGUAGAAUAAUAUCAUUAUUAUAAUAUUAUACUCGUGUUUUAUAUUUUAUUUCAAUCACAUGCGUUUUGUUUACAGUUUCAGCUUCAACUGCGUAAAUAAUUUAUAGCCGUAUUAGUAGCAAGUAUAGCGUAUAAAAAUCCUAUAUAUAUAUAUAUAUAUACGUAUAUGCCUAUGUAUUUUACAUGGCAUAUACACAUAUUUAUAUCGAUAUUGCGAUUUACGAGUAACAGAAAAAAAAUAGCCACACAUUAAUAUUAUAAUAUAUCACAUUGCUAGAUAUUUUAACGUUUUGUCGUAAAGACCAAUAACAUAUUAACCGUACUAUGAUUAUUGUUUACUUAUUGUUUGUUUGUUUUUUUUUUAUAUUUAUAUUAUAUAUAUAUUAUAUUAUAAUAUAAUGAUUUUAUGUAAAUAAUCUUUAAGCGUGUUCCUAUUAUAAGAUCACGGCCUCUAGUUGUGCGAAUAGCUGCUGCCGCUCGAUGUAUUAGUAUGUAAAUAAUCAGUAUCGCAAAAAUGUACAGUACGCAAAUGCAAUGCAGUGUAAUAUAAUACGUAUAUACAAUUCAUAUUACUAUUACCAUAUAUAAUAAUUUAAUAAUAUUACUUUAAUAUCGAUGUAUGAACCACGCGCUAUGGGCAUAGUACAAUCAUUAACGUCAGUCAUGAUAAUUCCGCCUACGCAUUGUGUUUUUAUAUUAUAUUAUACAUUCAAAUCGAAUGAACUAUAUUAUUAUAAUAAUUAUUGCUGUAUCAAUUAAUAUAUUAUACGAAACACAAACUUUAUUCUAUAGCGUUUUAAAAAUCAAGUGACCUGCACUUCUGCCGUGAGCUCAGUGUUAUUAUUAUUAUUAUUAUACAUAAUUAUAAUAUUUUUAAAUUAUAUACUUACUUGAAAUAUUUUUUAAUUGAUUUUUCGUUUUUACUCACGUUUAUACUACUUUUAUAAAAAAAAAAUUUCGAAAUUAUAACUUAUGUUUCAAUAGUUUUGAAAAAAACAUAUGCUUAUAUUGGAUUUAUAUUUUAUUACUGUUUACUAAUAAUAAUAAUAUGAUAUCGAGAAAAAUAAUACUAUUAUAUUAUAUCGUCUCGUUAUUGUAUGUAUUUUUACGUUUGAAUUUAUAGAAGAAUAACAAUAAAAUGUUUGUGUUUAUAUUACGAAUAA